Molecule: messenger RNA, 1358 nt
Organism: Drosophila rhopaloa
Lineage: Eukaryota; Metazoa; Arthropoda; Insecta; Diptera; Drosophilidae
Product: membrane steroid-binding protein 1
Exons: 1
Coding region: 98-1030 (310 amino acids)
Source: RefSeq, a predicted model, not a curated record
UCUCUGUUCACUUUGCUCAGUUCCCAGUUGUCAGGUUAUAGGUAGGUCAUACUAUCGCAAGCAGAGUAGCCAAAAGGAUAAUAAAGGAGAAUCAACAAUGUCCUCUUUGCUGCCCAAGUCCUGGAGCAUUCAGUUUCGCGAACUGGUCAGCUCGCCCUUCGCCAUCAUAGCGCUGACGUGCGUCCUGGGAUAUGUGGCCUACAUGAAGACCCGGCGUCAACAUGGCACCUACGACGAUGAGGACUACGAGAACGAGGGACACCGCAAGCUGCCGGCUCCGUUGACGGGUCUCCAUCUCACCCGAAAGCAGUUGGCCAAGUACAAUUCGAAAAGGCCCGAUAAAACAUAUUUGGUGGCCCUUUUCACCGUGAUCUAUGACGUUUCGAGUGCCCCCCAUGACUUUGGACCCGGUGGUAAAUACGCCAAGCUUUCGGGCACCGAAGUGACAGGUUUCAUUAAAAAACAAUCUGUUGUCGAAUCGCGGGACUACGAAUCCUAUUUGAGCGAGUGGAAAAUAAUGCUGGAGGACUUUUUCUAUCCAGCUGGAAAGCUAAUCGAUGGGGAAAAACUUUCCGAGGCAAAUGAGUUGAUACUGAACAAAAAGAAAAUGGAUGCAAUACCGGAAGAAAAGGAGAAGGAGGAAAAGGAGGAGGAAUCGUUUCAAGAACAAGAAACAGAACCAGAACCAAAACCAGAACAAGAACAAGAAACUGAACCUAAUCGUGAAACUGAAACUGAAACAUAUCCAGAAGCAGAGCUCCUCAUUCCGGAGUUUUCCAAACUGGAUUUGAGUCCACCAGAUGAGGGCAUUAAUUCCGACUGCGAUUCCCUUCGCACGGCCUAUGAUUUUCCGCCGGGACAGGACGAUCGCCUGGAAGAUGUGAAUGAUGACAACGACGAGGAGGAGUUCUGUGAAGCUGGACAGGGGGAUAAUGAUGGCGAUGUCUGCGAAUAUGUGGCACCUACUGAUGAAGACUCCAACCAGAGCAAUUGGAACGAUGGAGAUGUGACCAUGGUGCCCAAUUUAUAAAUAAUGCCUCCACCUUCACGCAUCGCCCUUUGAAAUCCAGCCAAAAGUGCCACUUAACCCAUCAUAAGCCCCCAUAUAUGGGCGUAAGCCCUUAGCCAUAAUAACACCGACAUAAAUAAAUAUCUCUCGGAUUUUAUGUGUAUCUGCAUUUGCAGCACUUACACCGAGAGAAACAUAACAUCAUCAGCCGUAAUUAAGGCUGUUAUUACAUUUGCAAUUUGAAAGCAUUGUCAAAAUUAUAUAUUGUUCAAGAUUCAAUGGGAUGCACGUGGAUUUGUAAUAUAUUAAUAUGAAAUAUAUGAGUUAAUGUGUCAAAAAAUUGUAUGUC